This is a messenger RNA of Aspergillus fumigatus Af293, 2958 nucleotides long. Its product is annotated as IQ calmodulin-binding motif domain protein. Lineage: Eukaryota; Fungi; Ascomycota; Eurotiomycetes; Eurotiales; Aspergillaceae. The record is from RefSeq and is a predicted model, not a curated record.
AUGAUUCGUCGCAAUUCAGAUAUUGAAAUACAGCUACCCGAUGCUGGACCAACCGUCGCGCCAGAGUCCGUUACUGAACCAGACGUGGACAUGCUCCCAGAUGAGCAGAAGCCCCCGCUGAACUUACCCGCUCGGAUCGCUGCCCGAUUCUCGCGAAAGUCGAGUUUGGCUCGCCGCUCCUCUGCAACAUCUUCUCGUAGGAGCUCGAUCUCAUCGCUACAUUCGCACCAUUCUAACGCCUCUUCCAAUGGCUCGUCCUCCACCGACCACGUUGCGCAACAUCUGCGGCGAACUUCGAUUUUGGAAAACCGCAAAGCAAGGCUUGCGGACCGUGCGUUGCAUGCGGAAAAGGUGAGGUUACGUGCUGCACUUGCCGCUGCUACCAAAAACCUCCAACGAGAGGAGCGAGCGCUUGCUGCUCAGCAGUCACGCGAGCGGUUACUUGCGCAGAUCACCGCCAAGUGCGAAGAGGAAGUUCGUCGGGCGAAGAAGAAGGCUGAAGACAAUCGAGAAAGACUAGCUGCAGAGCACGCCCGCCUCCGGCUGGAAAUGGCGGAAAAGUUCGCGGAAGCAGAGAAAAGGCGGCUGCUUUACCAGCAAACUCAACGGCGCCAUCGCACUAGUAGCCUCCCAGCGACAGAGGAGAAAAAGAUGGCUCAAGUGGUUACCAAAUCUCUGACUCGGGAUGCAGCCGCAAGGACAAUUCAACGUGUCUGGCGGGCACAUCACGCAAAGCUGGUCAUGCAGGAGUUUCGAAGUCUCAACCUCACGGUUAACCGCAUCCGCACCAUGAGCUUUGAAGAUGUUGGAGCCAUGCUCUCAGAUGAAAACGUGUUAUCUGCGACGGCCCGUGUUCUUAGACUUUGCGGACUGCAGGAUAUGGAAAGCGGGACAGUGGGGGGAAGAGGUGCUGUUCGCACUUUUCUCAGCAGCUAUCUGAUUGUGACGCAUCCCGCCGAAGUGCUGAGCAGCAACGGUGAACAGGAACAAGACCUGAUUUCCAAAGCCCGUGAGCUUCUUGAAGAAUUUGAGCAGGUCACCCCAAUACUCGCCGGGUGCUACUCACCGACGGUGAUCUCGACCGAUCUUCAAACAUUUUGUGAAGCAUACAGCGUAUUCUUCUCAGCAUUUCAUGCCUGGAAAACUCACGAUUCCAGCGUCUUGAUCGAGAUCAUGCUUGCUCAGUUCGUAGAAUUAGAGUUGAUAUGGCAGACGGUCAAAGAUGACCGCGCCGGAGGUGUUGCCGAUGACUAUUGGCAAGGCAUCAGGCAGAAUCAAAUUCUCCUCCUUGCUAGGCUGAAACGUCUGGCUGGCUCUGACAAGGCAAUGCAGAUGGUGCGGGACUCGCUCAAGAAAGCCAAGCGAGAGAGAAAACGUACAACUUCCAAGCAGGCCAUCCCGCGAUCUGCCGAAGUAGCUCCCUCAUCAGCGGAGGCAUUGACUGAGAGUGUGGCCUCGCCACUCAGCGAGAGCUUUAACAACGUGGAAAGUCCAGUCUUUCGCGAGCUGGAUAAGCAAAGGAUUUCUCCGCAUGAGCGGUUUACCCAAGUGCUUACUGCUCUCCCUGAAAACCGCGCUCUGGUACACGAGCUUCUCAUUAACAAAGAGUACAAAGUCGAUGAGACGCAGUACACGACACCACGCAAGCAGAUUAUGAAGCACAUGUGCGAUAUGAUGCGUAGAGAUGUGGAUGCUGGAAUGGGUGCAAAUUGGACGGUGGCCAUGGCCACAGUGAUCCAAGAUCGACUGCUGCGCUUGCUGCGACCCGGAAACUCACUCCACGUCCUGAUCAGCGAGGUACUGGACCCAAAACUUGUGGAGGGCCAAUGCAAAGCUGGCACCUUUUCUUAUGAUAGAUUUUUCGAUUUCAUGAACAACAUUCUGCCAAAGCUUUGCGCCCCCUAUCGGGAUGCUUCGGUCGAGGCGUUCAUCAAGGACUCCUCGGGCGAUGCUAUUGAUCGUCUGGCAAGGCUGAUGGGCCUCAUCGAUUUGCUGUCUCUGGAUCAUACCAAUUUCAUGAUCCAGGUUGCUGCUCCGCAGCUGAUACAAGAGGCUCCCGGGUACGAGCAAAGGACUUUUGAGCGGGGCAUACAGGACGGGUCUAUAAGCUUGGGCAAGUGCCGACGAUUCUGGCGGACGAAUCGCAAAAUUCUUGUGGAUGAGAUGCAAAAACGUGAUCCUGAGAAUAUCAACGGAGAGCCUCACCCGACGGCUGCCAAGAUUUAUGCACAAGGUCUUGUGGACCUUGUCCUGAGCAACGCGCCUGUAUCCGAGGACCUCAUUCCUGAGACUCUGGACCUGGACCGUCAGCGGCUGGGGAGAUUGCAUGCGCGAGCAUUCAGAAUUGUGGCCACCGCCUCGAUUCUUCUUACAGCAAAGAACCUCCUUAAGCGGGAUGUACGGUCACAAUGGAAAGCUGAGGCGGACCGGAUCUCAUCUCUAGACUUCGACGAUAUUCAAGCGGAUCGAGUGCAGUCAAUCCUCGAAUCGACGCAUCCCAUGCCGUCGAGCGCGAGUGCUCAGCUGUCAGCGACAAUCCGGCGAGUUUUGGCGCCUGUGGCUGCGGCGUGUGCUGCAGUUUCGCCUGGAUCAAUCGAAGUCCAGAUUGGCCUUGCCGCGCCAAGAUCACCAUCAUCUUCGGAGUCAGAUAUCACUUCAAGAUCCAGCCAAAUGGCGUCUGGGUUAGCCAGCUUUACCGACCCGGUGGCCCGACUCAUCCUGUCUCGCCUUCGCGCUCAUGUCUUUUCUCGUCUGAGCGCUUCAAGCGCCAGUGAGCGGGUACGGGCAACAACUACAGCAAGUCAGAGCCUGGCGGGAGCAGGCAUGCCGGAGUUCGUCAACGAAGUUGGACAAUUGACUGAGGAAUUGGAGAAGGUUCGAGAGGUGGACUGGCUCUGCCAUGGCAUGGUCUACGAACAGAUAUUGGAAGAAGGCAUACGCCCAGGAACAGGAGUAUGA